UAUGGGUCCCUUGCUCUUUGCGCACCCCCCCGCACGGCACCCCCGGGGGGCCCCGAGCGUGGACGGGGAACAGCCCCCCCAAGCCACGCCCCCUCCACCUCCUCUUUUCCGGGGUUGUUUUACGACACCGCCGCGGUCGCGCUUUACGGCAGCGAGACACGCCGUGCGCAACCUUUAAUGGCCGAUCGGGACCCCCCAAAAAAGGAAGAGGACGAGGAAACCCCACAGGAAAACAAUGACGAAGAUGAAGAUGAAGAUAAUGAUGAAGAUGAGGAUGAAGACGAAGCCCAAGGGGGUCCCGGAAUCCAUAGGGCGCCCCCUAUAGGGCGGGAGGACCCCCGGGUGAUCCCGGGGGUGCUUUACUUGCCUUGUCCCCCUAUAGGAUUCGGACCCCGUCAAGUUCGGGCCAUGUUGAGACCCUAUGGGGAGAUCGGGAGGGUGUUCUUCCAACCAAGGGACGGCCGAGUCCGGCGCCGGCGCCGCCGCCCGCAGCCCCAGAUCAAUGGGGCCGCCCCAUAUACCGAGGGCUGGGUGGAAUUUCGGGACAAACGAGCGGCCAAACGAGCGGCCAAGAUGCUCAAUGGGGCCCCAAUGAGCCCCCGGCCCCGCAGCCCCUUCAGACACCACCGCUGGAGCAUCAAGUACCUGCCCGGGUUCCGCUGGCCGCACCUGAGCGAGCGCCUGAGCUACGAGCGCCAGGUUCAAGUUCAACGGCUACGGGCCGAGGUGGCUCAAGCCAAGCGCGAGGGGGCGUUCCACACCCGCCCCCCCCCCAAAACCCCCCCGCGACCCCCCUCACCCCGCCCCCCCCACCUGGGGGUUCACACAACGAGCCACCGAGGAAGAAAUUUGGGGUACAAAAGCUCGACCCCCCCCCAAAAAACCACCCAGGAGCCUCUUGGAAAAGGUGUUUGGGGGGAAGGGUUGAGCCACCCGGAUGCCUGGGUCCCUUUUUUGGGGGGAUUUGGGGUCAUUUUGGGGGGUUUAUGGGGGUUAAUGGGUCCGUUAUUGGGGUCUCCCGGACGCCUGGGUCCCUUAUUUGGGGUCUCCCGGACGCCUGGGUCCCUUUUUGGGGGGAUUUGGGGUCAUUUUGGGGGGUUUAUGGGGGUUAAUGGGUCCCUUAUUUGGGGUCUCCCGGACGCCUGGGUCCCUCUCCCGGACGCCUGGGUCCCUUUUGUGGGGGGAUUUGGGGUCAUUUUGGGGGGUUUAUGGGGGUUAAUUGGUCCCUUAUUGGGGUCUCCCGGACGCCUGGGUCCCUUAUUUGGGGGGAUUUGGGGUCAUUUUGGGGGGUUUAUGGGGGUUAAUGGGUCCGUUAUUGGGGUCUCCCGGACGCCUGGGUCCUCUCCCGGACGCCUGGGUCCCUUUUUGGGGGGAUUUGGGCUCAUUUUGGGGGGUUUAUGGGUCCUUAUUUGGGGUCUCCCGGAUGCCUUGGUCCCUUAUUUGGGGAUUACCCGGACGCCUGGGUCCCUUUUAUGGGGGGUCUCCCGGACGCCUGGGUCCCUCUCCCGGACGCCUGGGUCCCUUAUUUGGGGUCUCCCGGACGCCUGGGUCCCUUUUUGGGGGGAUUUGGGGUCAUUUUGGGGGGUUUAUGGGGGUUAAUGGGUCCCUUAUUUGGGGUCUCCCGGACACCUGGGUCCCUUAUUUGGGGUCUCCCGGACGCCUGGGUCCCUUAUUUGGGGCACCCGGACGCCUGGGUCCCUCUCCCGGACGCCUGGGUCCCUUUUGUGGGGGGAUUUGGGGUCAUUUUGGGGGGUUUAUGGGGGUUAAUUGGUCCCUUAUUGGGGUCUCCCGGACGCCUGGGUCCCUUAUUUGGGGGGAUUUGGGGUCAUUUUGGGGGGUUUAUGGGGGUUAAUGGGUCCGUUAUUGGGGUCUCCCGGACGCCUGGGUCCCUUUUUGGGGGGAAUUUUGGGUCAUUUUUGGGGUUUAUGGGGGUUAAUUGGGGUUAAUGGGUCCCUUAUUUGGGGUCUCCCGGACGCCUGGGUCCCUUAUUUGGGGUCUCCCGGACACCUGGGUCCCUCUGCCGGACGCCUGGGUCCCUUAUUUGGGGUCUCCCGGACGCCUGGGUCCCUCUCCCGGACGCCUGGGUCCCUUAUUUGGCGAUUACCCGGACGCCUGGGUCCCUUUUGUGGGGGGAUUUGGGGUCAUUUUGGGGGUUUAUGGGGGUCAAUGUGUCCCUUAUUGGGGUCUCCCGGACGCCUGGGUCCCUCUCCCGGACGCCUGGGUCCAUUAUUUGGGGGGAUUUGGGGUCAUUUUGGGGGUUUAUGGGGGUUAAUGGGUCCCUUAUUUGGGGGUCUCCCGGACGCCUGGGUCCCUUUUUGGGGGGAUUUGGGGUCAUUUUGGGGGUUUAUGGGGGUCAAUGUGUCCCUUAUUGGGGUCUCCCGGACGCCUGGGUCCCUUUUUGGGGGUAUUUGGGGUCAUUUUGGGGGGUUAAUUGGGGUUAAUGGGUCCCUUAUUUGGGGUCUCCCGGACGCCUGGGUCCCUUAUUUGGGGUCUCCCGGACGCCUGGGUCCCUUAUUUGGGGUCUCCCGGACGCCUGGGUCCCUUUUUGGGGGGAUUUGGGGUCAUUUUGGGGGGUUUAUGGGGGUUAAUGGGUCCGUUAUUGGGGUCUCCCGGAUGCCUGGGUCCCUUAUUGGGGUCUCCCGGACGCCUGGGUCCCUCUCCCGGACGCCUGGGUCCCUUAUUUGGGGUCUCCCGGAUGCCUGGGUCCUUUAUUUGGGGUCUCCCGGACGCCUGGGUCCCUUUUUGGGGGGAAUUUUGGGUCAUUUUGGGGGUUUAUGGGGCUUAAUUGGGGUUAAUGGGUCCGUUAUUGGGGUCUCCCGGACGCCUGGGUCCCUUAUUUGGGGAUUACCCGGACGCCUGGGUCCCUUUUUUGGGGGGAUUUGGGCUCAUUUUGGGGGUUUAUGGGGGUCAAUGGGUCCCUUAUUGGGGUCUCCCGGACGCCUGGGUCCAUUAUUUGGGGUCUCCCGGACGCCUGGGUCCCUUUUUGGGGGGAUUUGGGGUCAUUUUGGGGGGUUUAUGGGGGUCAAUGGGUCCGUUAUUGGGGUCUCCCGGACGCCUGGGUCCCUUAUUUGGGGUCUCCCGGACGCCUGGGUCCCUUUUUGGGGGGAUUUGGGGUCAUUUUGGGGGGUUUAUGGGGGUUAAUGGGUCCGUUAUUGGGGGCUCCCGGACGCCUGGGUCCCUUAUUGGGGUCUCCCGGACGCCUGGGUCCCUUAUUUGGGGUCUCCUGGACGCCUCGGUCCCAUUUUGGGGGGAUUUGGGGUCAUUUGGGGGGUUUAUGGGGGUUAAUGGGUCCCUUAUUGGGGUCUCCCGGACGCCUGGGUCCCUCUCCCGGACGCCUGGGUCCCUUUUUAUUUCCCCUAAAUAAAUCGAAUUUUGGUGAA
This is a messenger RNA of Columba livia (rock pigeon), 3380 nucleotides long. RefSeq names its product activator of basal transcription 1 (gene ABT1). The transcript is spliced from 6 exons. Gene Ontology annotation, cellular component: nucleolus. Gene Ontology annotation, biological process: endonucleolytic cleavage in 5'-ETS of tricistronic rRNA transcript (SSU-rRNA, 5.8S rRNA, LSU-rRNA); endonucleolytic cleavage in ITS1 to separate SSU-rRNA from 5.8S rRNA and LSU-rRNA from tricistronic rRNA transcript (SSU-rRNA, 5.8S rRNA, LSU-rRNA); small-subunit processome assembly. The coding region runs from base 178 to 1599 and encodes 473 amino acids. Gene Ontology annotation, molecular function: RNA binding. The record is from RefSeq and is a predicted model, not a curated record. NCBI's taxonomy places the organism in Eukaryota, Metazoa, Chordata, Aves, Columbiformes, Columbidae.